This is a messenger RNA of Leptidea sinapis, 701 nucleotides long. Its product is annotated as putative glutathione-specific gamma-glutamylcyclotransferase 2. The coding region runs from base 67 to 630 and encodes 187 amino acids. Lineage: Eukaryota; Metazoa; Arthropoda; Insecta; Lepidoptera; Pieridae. Gene Ontology annotation, biological process: glutathione catabolic process. Gene Ontology annotation, cellular component: cytoplasm. The transcript has 3 exons. The record is from RefSeq and is a predicted model, not a curated record. Gene Ontology annotation, molecular function: gamma-glutamylcyclotransferase activity; glutathione specific gamma-glutamylcyclotransferase activity.
GUUCCAACGUCAUUGUUGGCAUGUUACAUUUGAAAAAUUACAUUCUACCAUGGUGUUUAAACUUUAAUGUUUAUUUUUGCAAGGGCUAUGUGGGUAUUCGGUUAUGGAUCGUUAAUAUGGAAAGUGGAUUUUAAAUAUGAACUUAAGAUAACUGGCUUUAUCAAAGGAUACCAUCGAAGGUUUUAUCAGCACAGUAUUGACCACAGAGGGGUUCCAAACAAGCCAGGGAGAGUUGUUACAUUAAUUCCUUGUAAAGACCAUCAUGCAAGAGUGUGGGGAGUAGCAUAUAAAAUCUACAACAAUGAUGUUGAAGAAGUAACAAAUCACCUAGAUUUUCGAGAAAAAAAUGGAUAUUCAAAAAUAACUGUUAUGUUCCAUCCAAAUGAUAACAAUAUUAAGCCAUAUGAAAUUAUCAUUUAUGUAGCUAAGGAAGAAAACGAAUCAUAUGCUGGUCCAGCCUCAAUUGAGGAAAUCGCGAAGCAGGUGAUCAGCUGUGAGGGACCCAGUGGAACAAAUAAAGAAUAUGUCUACAAUUUAGCAGAAGCAACUCGACAACUUGUGCCGGAUUUUCAUGAUGACCAUCUGUUUUCCCUUGAAGCUGCUGUGAGGAGAUUAGACCCUGAUUUAUGAUAAACGCUAUUGGUGUUAUUACAAAACACGUGUUGAAUACUUGUUUUAAAUAUUAAAUAUCCGUAUCUGUU